UCCUGGGUUCCGGCGGGGCUGCAGUGGCUGCCGUCGAAGAAGGAUUGAAGUAACUGGGAUUCGCCGAGAUGUCCUGGCCGGGCCUGUUCAGAGUGGUGACCACGACCCUAAACUGGGGGCUGUGGGCCGCCCGCCGGCCCAUGGCCACCCUGAACCAGAUGCACCGGGCGGGGCGGCCCAAGCGGCCGCCCCCGAAGCUGGGCCCCACGGAGGGCCGCCCGCAGCUCAAGGGCGUCGUGCUGAAGACCAUGACCCGCAAGCCCAAGAAGCCCAACUCGGCCAACCGCAAGUGCGCCCGGGUGCGGCUGAGCACGGGCCGGGAGGCCGUCUGCUUCGUCCCCGGCGAGGGCCACCACCUCCAGGAGCACCACGUGGUCCUGCUGCAGGGCGGCCGCACCCAGGACCUGCCCGGCGUCCGCCUCACCGUCGUCCGCGGCAAGCACGACUGCGGCCACGUGCAGAAGAAGAAGGCGUGAGCCGGGGGACGCCGCCCA
This is a messenger RNA of Tachyglossus aculeatus (Australian echidna), 494 nucleotides long. RefSeq names its product mitochondrial ribosomal protein S12 (gene MRPS12). Gene Ontology annotation, biological process: translation. The transcript is spliced from 3 exons. Gene Ontology annotation, cellular component: ribosome; small ribosomal subunit. Gene Ontology annotation, molecular function: structural constituent of ribosome. The coding region runs from base 69 to 476 and encodes 135 amino acids. The record is from RefSeq and is a predicted model, not a curated record. NCBI's taxonomy places the organism in Eukaryota, Metazoa, Chordata, Mammalia, Monotremata, Tachyglossidae.